Maudiozyma saulgeensis is the source of this 1821-nucleotide messenger RNA. The record is from the annotation of a GenBank genome assembly. Lineage: Eukaryota; Fungi; Ascomycota; Saccharomycetes; Saccharomycetales; Saccharomycetaceae.
AUGGCUGGGUCUAUUGAGAAACCGGUUAGGAACGAAGCUAGUGGCGCUUCAGCAAGGAAUAAAGUGGCUGAUAGAUGGAAGAAUAUAGAUUACAAGAAGUUAGGUGAAGAUAUAGCUGGGGCAGACAAUGGAAUUAAGGCUGAGAGAUCUAGUACUAAGUUGAAAAAAGACAAGAAUCAAGGUGAGGACGAUGUUGUGGUAAUUGAUUCGGACUCAGAAACCGGAUCUCAGAGUGAUACCGAUACCGAAGUGUUAAUAGUGAAGGAAUCUGUACCGUCUUCUUCAUCUGUGAGGGACAGGAAACUACAUGACACUGGGAAAGUGAAGGUUGAUUCAAUCUUAUAUGAAUCUGAUUAUUGUUUUAAAUUGAUAAAAUCAACUGUAUUUGAUACUAACUAUGAGACAUUGUCUAAUGAUCAAAAAUCUCAUUUUAUUACUAUGGAUGAUAUCUUUAAUGACCCGAUGCUUAGUUCAACAGUCUUAUUCAGUUAUCAAUAUAACAUGGACUAUCUUUUAUCGUGUUUCCAUCCGAAUUUAGACGAUAUAACAAUAGUGAUGCAAACAGGUUGUAUCUUACCAUUAAGUAAAGACGCACCAGACGCAUUACAUCUAUUAAACAAUAGAAUCAAAUUUGUUGAAAUUGAUAUGCCACCUUAUUCGUCUCAUCAUUCAAAGAUGAUAUUGAAUUUUUAUUCGGAUAAAUCAAUGAGAAUAUUCAUACCUUCGAAUAAUUUUACAGAAGCGGAAAUCACUUAUCCACAACAAGUUUGUUGGUGUAGUCCCAAAUUAAGAACUUUAACUGAUGAAAAUAUUGCUAAAAAAUCAAAUAGAAUAAGUUUUCUUAAUGAAUUGGUAGAAUAUAUUUUUCGUUACCCACAAGACCAUUUCACUAAAAGACUUGUCAAUAAUAUUAAAAAUCACGAUUUUUCAUUAUUAGGUGGGUUGCAUUUCUUAUUUUCUACACCCAAACGUUUUCGACGUAUGUGCACCAUUGAGGAUAAGCAAGGUGAUGAUGAACAAUCUGGGUUAAUCAAGUUUGCUUCAGCGGUACACGAUAUAGAAAAGAAAUUUACUGAGAAAAAUAGGAAUGAACAAAUUCAUUAUUUAGUGCAAACUUCAUCGAUAGGUACUAAGAUACUACAAAGAAAACAUAUGUUUACAGGAUACAUGAUUCCAGAACUAUCAAAUACUGUGACCUAUUCAAAUAAUAUUCAUGGACAUAUACUAUACCCAACAUUACAAGAAGUUUGCAAUUCUCCUGCAUCUUUAUUAUCUGGUGGAUGGUUUCAUUUCAAUUAUGAUGAAUCUAGUGAGCCUUAUAAAUCGAUGAAGCAAAAAAAAAUAUUUGUUAAGCAGGAUCCAAUUGCUACUUCAUUACAGAGAAGAGCCACUCCAUCGCAUUCAAAAUUUUAUAUGAAAUGGACAUCCAAGGAUGAAAAUGAUGUUUCCGUUCCAAAGGAUUCUGUGGAUUGGUGCCUUUAUACAUCUGGAAAUUUAAGUAAUGCAGCUUGGGGUACUAAUAGGACCAAUGCUACCAAUUUCGAAGUGGGUAUUUUAAUACCUGGUCCAAUUAAAAUAUUCUCAUUUGUUGAUUUGAUAUACAAAGCCACCGAAGGAACAAGAUUAGGAAAUUCUGAAGAUCAGGGAUCUCAAAUCACAAGAGAUGUGACAAAAAGUGCAGUCAUCGUUCCAUUUCCAAAGUCUCUGGUGCUUUACUCUGGUAACGAUAAACCUACAAAUGUGAAGUUACUGGAUCGUAUCCGGGAUACAGCACUACGAUUACAACAAGAAGAAGAUGCCGUACGUGGGUCAGGAAACUGA